This is a messenger RNA of Orbicella faveolata, 1140 nucleotides long. Its product is annotated as probable endonuclease 4. NCBI's taxonomy places the organism in Eukaryota, Metazoa, Cnidaria, Anthozoa, Scleractinia, Merulinidae. The record is from RefSeq and is a predicted model, not a curated record.
CCCCCCUUCUCCGGAUGCAUCGAUUAUUUGAUAGCAAACAAUGACGACAUAAAGCUGCAUUAUUUCUGUUUCAUACCUCAAAUAGACUGCAAGCAGCCCCUGUUUUGCCCUAAAAUUCGCGGAAAGAACGCAAGAUCUCAAACUCGUUCCCUGAUCCUGUCCGGAAAAUUACGAAAGUGGAAAGACUGGAUCUAUUGUAGCACUCCCCCGAUCCAAUCUUCCGCCGUCCGCAGAAAAAAGAUGGCGGCCAGAACUGUAUAGGCUGCUACUUUUCUUUGAGUCUUUUUGACACCAGGUAUUCAACAUGAGACGGAGUGUUCGUUUGGCAGCUAGAGCAGUCGAUGAAAUAACUUCUCGAGCUGCUGAAGUUGCGCAAAUCUCAGGAUCGACAUCGGCAACAAACUCUACGGGAAAAGAGGAAAAGGCGGGAACGAGAAAGCCCCAGAAAUCCACGGCGACGAAACGGACCCGAGAGAAAAGCACUACUGAUCAAGACGAAAAUGAACAGAAAGUGAGUACACUGAACAGCUCAGCUAUCACUGAAGAAAAAGUUAAACCCAAAAUCAAAAGAAUGAAAACAGACGAUUCGGAUGUGCACACGGCGAUAAAAUAUGAAGAUGACAUUCAGUCAUUGUUUAACCAGGAGAAGCUUGUUGGAGCUCAUGUGUCUAUUGGUGGAGGGCUCCACAAUGCAGUGGCUGAGGCACUGGCUAUAGGUGCUAAAGCUUUUGGGCUUUUCUUGAGAUCACAGCGCCAGUGGAAAAGCAAACCAUUGGAAGACAAAGCAGCCCAACUCUUCAAAGAAGCUUGUGCCAAAGCCAACUUCUCUCCACAUUCGAUUCUUCCACAUGGUAUUUACCUCAUGAACUGUGGAUCUCCAGACGAGGAAACGCUCUCUAAAAGCCGAUCCACCCUUGUGGAUGAGCUGCAACGCUGUGAAAAGCUGGGGCUCUGUCUGUACAAUUUCCAUCCAGGCUCAACUUGUGGCAAAAUCACAGUUGAAGAAUCCAUUGACAAGAUAGCUGAAAGCAUCAAUUUGGCACACAAGGAAACAAAAUUUGUUGUUACUGUCUUAGAAAAUAUGAGCUGCCAAGGCAAUACUGUGAGUAGUAUCUUUUGUUAUGUCAUUAGUCAAUAAGA